GUUCUCAUGAUGUUAUCCCAGGUGUCUUGUGUGCGCAUCGGCGUUUUCUGCUUUUGCUUUGCGUGGUACUGAGGUGGCGAUCGGCCGGACCACUUUUAGGUCUUUCGUUAUGAAGCAAAAACUGAAUUGGAACCUCAUGAAUUGCCUUUUCUCGGUUGCAUUUUGAUCUGACUUGCAAACGAGUUUUGAAAACGUGAGUAGUGGGAGAAGGCCUGCAAAGGGCUGGCCUCAGCAACGAGUAGCAUGAGUAAGGAGAAUGGGGGCAGUGGGCAAGAAAAACUUCCAUCGAAGAAUCUCUCAUGGCAGAGCAUCGUCAAAUCUCUGGUGGCGGGCGGUGUUGCAGGCGGAGUGUCAAGGACGGCGGUGGCACCUUUGGAACGCCUCAAAAUUCUAAUGCAGGUGCAGGGCAGCAACAAGGUGUACACCGGAGUCUGGCAGGGUCUGAAACUGAUGAGCAAGAAUGAGGGGAUUCGUGGGAUGUUCCGCGGGAACUGGACGAAUUGCGUGCGCAUCAUCCCCAACUCGGCUGUGAAGUUCUUGACCUAUGAGCAACUCUGCAGGCGGAUCUCGCACCACCUAAUAGAGAACGGGGGAGACGGCCAGAUGACGCCGCUACUGCGGCUGGCGGCAGGCGCGGGGGCAGGCAUCGUGGGGAUGAGUGCGACAUAUCCGCUGGACAUGGUGCGCGGCCGGCUGACUGUGCAGAGCAUGGAGGGCGUGCACCGCUACCGAGGCAUCGUGCAUGCCGCCACCGUCAUCGAGGGCAUCAUUGCGUUGUGGAAGGGGUGGCUGCCCAGUGUCAUCGGCGUGAUCCCCUAUGUGGGGCUGAAUUUCGCGGUGUACGAAACCCUGAAAGACAAUGUCCUCAAAUUCUAUGAACUGAAUGAUGAACGGGAGUUGAGCACGAUGUCACGGCUAGCAUGCGGCGGCGUUGCGGGGACAACAGGGCAGACGGUGGCAUACCCCCUAGAUGUUGUCCGCAGGCGAAUGCAGAUGUCUGGGUGGCAAGGGGCGCAAGAGCUGCAUGCAGAGGGGGGUCAUGCUGUGGCGUACAAGGGCAUGAUCGACUGCUUUGUGCGCACAGUCAGGGAAGAGGGCACGAAGGCUCUUUUCAAGGGGCUGCUGCCAAACUACAUUAAAGUGGUGCCCUCCAUCGCAAUCGCCUUUGUGACGUAUGAGAAACUAAAGGAGGGGCUUGGAGUGGAGCUGCGCAUCUCAUCAUAGGAUACUGAUGACUCUUUCGCUUCUGUUUCUGGGAUGAUCUUCUCCACAGCGAGCCCAGCAACAGUUUUCAGUUUACUGAGAGGCUUCAGAUCGUCAUACUCUUCUUGUGAGACCAGCUCCUGCGGGUGCCUGCUCAGAAGCAGACCCACUAUGUAAAUCCCUGGGUUCCUUCCGUCAGAACGAUGUGUUAGAUUAGCUGAUGGGGUGGCACGCAUUGCGCAUGCUACAUUGCCAGCUGCCGCGGCGGCUGUGGUCUCAUGAAAAGCCUUUGGGGUCCCCACACGGUGUUCCAUGUAGGGCUGCAGCAUGACGCGGACACCAAUUUUGACUCAGGAUGAUGCCUAGAAGCGCAGCAACGGUGCUGCUGCUGUGUGUGGAUGUUUGGACUUCCUCUACCCAUGUAAAUAUUGCAGUGCUUUCUGUCUCGAGCUUGCAGGUUGAUUGGGCCUUGGGUCUUAUAGUGGUGGGGGUUUAAUUGGGGUUUUGCAUG
Molecule: messenger RNA, 1714 nt
Organism: Coccomyxa subellipsoidea C-169
Lineage: Eukaryota; Viridiplantae; Chlorophyta; Trebouxiophyceae; Coccomyxaceae
Product: mitochondrial carrier protein
Exons: 8
Coding region: 244-1224 (326 amino acids)
Biological process (GO): transmembrane transport
Source: RefSeq, a predicted model, not a curated record